This is a messenger RNA of Salvelinus namaycush (lake trout), 789 nucleotides long. It is a transcript of the gene rab34b, whose product is annotated as RAB34, member RAS oncogene family b. NCBI's taxonomy places the organism in Eukaryota, Metazoa, Chordata, Actinopteri, Salmoniformes, Salmonidae. Gene Ontology annotation, biological process: endocytosis; phagosome-lysosome fusion. The record is from RefSeq and is a predicted model, not a curated record. Gene Ontology annotation, molecular function: GTP binding; GTPase activity. The transcript is spliced from 10 exons. The annotation marks the transcript as partial.
CAUAACUUCCACUUGACGAACAUGUUGCCACCUGUGAGGAGAGACCGCAUCAUCGCUCAGCUUCCAGAGUGUUUUACCCCAGCCGCAGCGCUACACACUAAAGAUGUCUUCCACUCGCAGGUCAAGGCUGCCUGUCAGGGGCAAAAGACGGGCGCAGUGGGCUUUAACAUCGCCAAGGUGAUUGUGGUAGGGGAUGUGGCAGUUGGGAAGACAUGUCUGCUCAGCAGGUUCUGUAAGGACUCUUUUGAUAAGAACUAUAAGGCCACCAUCGGAGUGGAUUUUGAGAUGGAGCGGUUUGAAGUGUUGGGGGUGCCUUUCAGUUUACAGCUAUGGGACACAGCGGGUCAGGAGAGGUUCAAGUGCAUCGCCUCCACAUAUUACAGAGGAGCACAAGCCAUCAUAGUGGUAUUUGACCUGAGCUGUGUGACCUCUCUGGACAACGCCAGGCAGUGGCUGGAGGAUGCUAUGAAGGAGAACGAUCCCUCCAGUGUUCUGCUGUUCCUGGUCGGAACCAAGAAGGACCUCAGUUCUCCUGAUCAGUUGGCCUACAUGGAGCAGGAGGCCAUUAGACUGUCAGAGGAGAUCAGAGCAGAGUACUGGACUGUGUCUGCUAAGUCAGGGGAGAGUAUCAGGGAGUUUUUCUUCCGGGUAGCGUCUCUAACCUUUGAGGCCAAUGUGCUGGCAGAGCUCGAGAAGACUGGCUCCAGACGUGUUGGUGACAUUAUCAGAAUCACAGAGAGCACAGAAGAAGAGUACAAACCAACCAAGAGGAAAGCAACCUGCUGCUGA